AUAGCAACUGUGUUGUUCAGAUAUUGCUUGCUACAAUAGCACCCACAACUUCUGUAACUUUCACGAGUUACAAAAAAACACCGCCACCCGUACCCCCUCGUACCACCUCUAAGCCACUAAUUUCAGUUACAGCACAGAGCAGCACAGAAUCAACCCAGGAUGCCUAUCAAGAUAGCCGGACUCAGGGGAUUUCCCCGUGGCCUCAGGAUGGCCGAGGAAUGUACAACUCCACGGACAGUUUGGAUAGUAAUAAGGCUAUGAACCUUGCCAUGGAAACGGCAGCCGCACAACGCCACAUGUCGGACAGUCAAAUUAGCUCCGUGCGAACCAGCGACAAGGCCAUCCUCGCAACAAAGGCUGAGGAGUUCCUGAAGAGUCGCCGCUCAUCCAUAGGGAUCCAGGUGGAAGCAGCAACUGAUUCAGAUACUGAUAGCAGAGGCUUACGGGAGUAUCAUUCGGUAGGGGUGCAAGUGGAAGAUGAUAAACGCCAUGGACGGUUUAAACGCUCAAACAGUGUAACAGCAGCUGUUCAAGCCGAUUUAGAACUUGAAGGCUUUCCUGGACACAUAACAAUGGAGGACAAAGGACUUCAGUUUGGUGGCUCUUUCCAGCGACAUUCAGAGCCAAGUACUCCUACUCAGUAUGGUGCAGUAAGAACUGUACGGACACAAGGUCUGUUUAGCUAUAGAGAAGAUUACAGGACCCAAGUUGACACCUCCAGUCUCCCACCACCUGAACCCUGGUUGGAACCAUCCAUUGAGACAGUUGAAACAGGACGGAUGUCUCCAUGUCGCCGAGAUGGAUCUUGGUUUAUGAAGCUGCUACAUACUGAGACUAAAAGGAUGGAAGGAUGGUGCAAAGAGAUGGAGAGAGAAGCAGAAGAAAAUGAUCUUUCUGAAGAAAUUCUAGGUAAGAUCCGAAGUGCUGUAGGAAGUGCACAGUUACUAAUGUCUCAAAAAUUCCAGCAAUUCUAUUGGCUUUGUCAACAGAAUUUGGAUCCCAGUGCUAUGCCCCGGCCAACUUCACAGGACCUAGCAGGAUUCUGGGACUUGUUACAACUCUCAAUUGAAGAUGUCAGUAUGAAGUUUGAUGAACUGCAUCAACUGAAACUGAAUGAAUGGAAAAUAAUAGAAUCACCUGAAAAAAAGGAAGAGAGAAAGGUUCCUCCGCCUGUACCAAAGAAGCCCCCUAAAGGAAAAUUCCCCAUUACACGAGAAAAGUCUUUGGAUCUGCCUGACAGACAGCGCCAAGAGGCUCGAAGACGGCUCAUGGCUGCUAAGAGGGCCGCCUCUUUUCGGCAAAAUUCAGCUACCGAGCGUGCAGACAGCAUUGAGAUCUAUAUUCCAGAAGCCCAAACGAGGCUUUAA
Python bivittatus (Burmese python) is the source of this 1367-nucleotide messenger RNA. The record is from RefSeq and is a predicted model, not a curated record. Lineage: Eukaryota; Metazoa; Chordata; Lepidosauria; Squamata; Pythonidae.